Molecule: messenger RNA, 1256 nt
Organism: Bombus impatiens (common eastern bumble bee)
Lineage: Eukaryota; Metazoa; Arthropoda; Insecta; Hymenoptera; Apidae
Exons: 3
Coding region: 150-1229 (359 amino acids)
Source: RefSeq, a predicted model, not a curated record
UGAUCGAAUAUUUAUUUCAAUAAAAUAAAACGUAUUGUAUUCGUCGUAGUAUUUAUAAUGAAUUUAACAUUUUGUAUUGGUAAAAUUAAUUGUGUUCGUAUAGAAAUGCAACAGGAUUUGUAUAUAAUAUUUAAUAAUAUAACCUCAAUAUGGCUGAAAAGAUCCUGAAAGCAAUAUUAUAUAGUUGUGAAAGUGCUAAUAAGAAUCUAGAAAAUUCAAAGGAAUAUAAGAAACUACUAGAAGAGAAUAAAUUCCUACCAUCUAACGAUAUAUUGAAUGCACUAUGUUUAUCUUUAACAAAACUAUUGACAUAUAAGGUAUCAAAGGAGGCAUAUCAACGUUAUACUGUGAGACUUCAUGUGAUCGAAGUUCUACGAGAAUGGUGUAAAAUCAAUGACAAUCUUCAAAAUUUCGAAGUACUCAGAGAUGAAAAGCAAAGCUUAACAUUACUAAAAAGCUUGUUGAAGAAAUAUUUAACAGACGAUACCUUAGACAGCUGUGACUCAAGCGACAAUCUAUUAUCCUUAAUCAGUGCUUUAAUAUGCUUGGCAUCCACAGAUUCAUACUAUAAGUGUUACGUAGAAAAGUCGAUACUAAAACUAGCAGAAUUAGAAACCUGCGAUGAAAGUGAAUAUUUGUUAUGUUAUGCUGUACAAGAAAAUUCCAAUUUAGACCUCAAACUUUCAACCAUAGAAACCAUAUAUAAGUCACAGAAAUGCAAAUUAAUAGAGCAACCGUUAUUAAAUAAUUUCAUAUCAUCGUGUAUCGAUUUAAAUAAAGAUGACAAUAUAGAUGAUUUAGAGAAUAUAAAUUUGAUAGAUCAAUUAUUCAGAUUUGCCACUAAAUCUUCAUGUAUCUUCUUAUUAAUAUGUGCAUUCCUAAAGGAAUUAUUAAUACAGUUAGAUCAUGCUCCUACAGUUGUGAAUUUUAUACAGUCAAUUCUAAAAAGCAUUAAGAAACAUUGUGAAAAACAAAAUAAAGAUAUCGUAGACCUUUACCCAAGAAACAUGCAAUCCCUUGUAAUUUUACUACAAAUAGAACCUACACAUCACACAGAUGAUUCUAAAAAUGGAACAUUAAGGAUGCUAAAGGAUAUUUAUAUGGAAGAUGAAGAUACUGUAAUAACUCUGUUGUCACAUUACCCGCUGUGGUUAAAGUUAUUUGGACAACUUUUGAGUCCAAGUGACGAGAUGAUGUGUUCAUAUAACGAGGAAUUGAAUUGUUUAUAGUAAUAAAUUAUAAUAAAUAUUGAAUUG